UAGACACUGGUUGUACAAACUCUGACAGUGUUGUAGUUGGGAAAUAUGAGAACGAUUCAUACUUCUGCUGGAUAUUCAUUUUGCUGGCUUGACACUGCACUGUACCUAGAGGAAGAUCAUUCAAAGUCAGCACUGCACACAGCCUUCUCACAGAGAAGACAGAACAGUGAUGCUUCCUGCACUGUCCACUGUCAAUGUCACCAAUGGCUCCAAAUGCUAGCUCCAUAAUGGUUAUGGCUGAGGCCUUGGUGCAUAUGAAACAUACAGCCCUGCUGUUCUGGAUGAAGAUCUUUCUAUUCCUUUUUGGAUUGUCCCACUUUGGGCACUCUCAAAGUCAAGGAGUCCCAGAAGUGGUGACACCCUUAAAGAUAACAGGCACUGGUGGAAGCAUGAGGCCCCCAGGCUGGAUCUCUUACAGUUUGCAUUUUGGAGGCCAGACACACAUCAUCCACAUGAAAGUCAACAAGAAUUUGCUGGCUAGACACAUGCCAGUGUUCACCUACACAGACCAGGGUGCUCUUCUUGAGGACCAGCCCUUAGUCCAGAGUGACUGUUUCUACCAUGGAUAUGUGGAGGGAGACCCAGAGUCCCUCGUGGCCCUGAGUAGCUGUUUUGGUGGUUUUAGAGGAAUUCUCCAGAUACAUGACAUUGCUUAUGAAAUCAAACUUCGAAAUCAUUCAGAUACAUUUGAACACCUGGUAUAUAGUAUACAACGCAAGGAUACAUCCCCACCCUUGAGAUGUGGAUUGACAGAUGAAGAAAUAGAAUGGCAGUUAAAGGCUCUGGAGAGUGACAAUGCCACUUUGAUGCAGAGUGGAUAUGAAGGCUGGUGGACCCACAGGCGGUAUUUAGAACUGGCAGUGGUGGUGGAUAACAACAGGUAUGUUCAUAGCAACAGCAAUGUCUCAAAUGUGUAUGCCGAUGUAUGCAUUGUUAUGAAUGGAAUAGAUUUCUUUUUAAAAUCAUUGGAUGUGGAGGUGAUUUUAACUGGACUUGAGAUCUGGACUAACCAAAACCCCAUGCCAGUAAAUAACAUGUUUAGUCUCUUAUCAAGGUUUUGCACAUGGAAGCAAACCAGCUUUGCUAAUCGAGUGCCACAUGAUGUUGUUCAUAUUUUUGUAAAUCAAGAUUACUCUGGUCUCCUUGGUUUAGCAUAUGUAGGAGCAGUAUGUGACACAAACAAUUGUGGAUCUGAUAGUUUUACAAAUGAUGAGCUGAUAGAAUUUGCUAAUCUUGUGUCACAUGAGCUGGGCCACAAUUUGGGGAUGCGUCAUGAUACUCAGUUUAACUACACAUGUCCAUGUGGUGAUGCUAUUGGUUGCAUAAUGUUUCCUGCUAUAUUAAAUGCAACAAAAUACAGCAAUUGCAGUUAUGCCUCUUUUUGGCGUGUUACCACACAGCAUCGAAAGUGUUUACAUAGUCCACCAAAGCAUGAUCAGGUCUUCACAUACCCACGCUGUGGAAACCAUGUGACUGAGCCACAAGAAGAGUGUGACUGUGGCUCCUUAAAGUUGUGUGCAAAAGAUCCAUGUUGUCAGUCAAACUGUACUCUGAGACCUGGGGCUAACUGUUCCUCGGGACUUUGCUGCAAAGACUGUAAGAUCUUGCCAGCAGGCACAGUGUGUAGAGCAGCAGAAAAUGUAUGUGAUCUCCCAGAAUGGUGCAAUGGGACAUCCUAUCUUUGUCCAGAGGAUGUGUAUGUUCAGGGGGGCAUGCCAUGCCCUGGUGGUUACUGCUAUGAAAAGAGAUGCAAUAAUCGUGAUGAACAGUGUGGGAAAAUUUUUGGUAAAGGAGCCAAGAGUGCAAAUGACAGAUGCUACCAAGAGGUGAAUACCCGAGGUGACCGUUUUGGUCACUGUGGUCUCGAUGAACAUACUUAUGUACAAUGUGAAGCUAAAGAUAGACAGUGUGGAAGAGUUCAGUGUGUGAACGUGGAUAAAAUUCCUCUUCUGAGUAAUCACAGUACUGUGCAUUGGACUUCUCUUGAUGGCAUCACCUGCUGGGGCACUGACUACCAUUUUGGGAUGACUAUUCCUGAUAUUGGUGAAGUGAAAGAUGGCACAGAAUGUGGUGCAGAGCAUAUCUGCAUCAAAAGGAGGUGUGUCCCUAUGUCAGAUCUGAAAAGUCCUUGUUCAGGUGAGUUCUGUAAAAUGAAUGGGGUUUGCAACAGUAAACAACACUGCCAUUGCAAUCUUGGAUGGAGUCCACCCAACUGCGAACGUCCAGGUUUUGGAGGUAGUGUUGAUAGUGGCCCAGCCCCCAAAGUAAUCGAAGCAGGUCCAAGAGGUACAAGACAAUUUUGGCUGCUUCGUUUAAUACUUUUUCUGCUAGUUGCAGUAAUUUCGGCUGGUUUUACGUACUGUGAAAGAAAAAAAUUAAUGAAGGAGUCUGAAGAGACCAAUGAAACAAGAAAAAUGGAUAAGACCAAAGGUAUCACAGAGAGCAACAGGGAGGAGGACACUAAAAUCACCAAAGAGACAAAGUCCACCAAGCAUGUAGGGAUUAUUGAACCAAAAGAAAAUGAUCAGCCUAAAGUGAAAGAAAAGUUGCCAGCUCCAUCUAUGAAAGAAAAAUCUGCAUCUAUGAAUCAGAAAGGAUUGCAAACACAGAAAUCACAAACACAGAAAUCCCCAAAAUUAUGAACUUUCUAUGUAUGAUAUCUAGCUUCCCAGAAAUAGAAAUGUUGCAACAUGUGUCAACUUUCAAUGAUAGAAAAUCCCAGAGACUUUUUGUAUUGUUUGGCAUCAUAAAUAUUCUCCAUUAAACAA
This is a messenger RNA of Erinaceus europaeus (western European hedgehog), 2768 nucleotides long. Its product is annotated as disintegrin and metalloproteinase domain-containing protein 20-like. The transcript has 2 exons. Lineage: Eukaryota; Metazoa; Chordata; Mammalia; Eulipotyphla; Erinaceidae. Gene Ontology annotation, molecular function: metalloendopeptidase activity. The coding region runs from base 195 to 2642 and encodes 815 amino acids. Gene Ontology annotation, biological process: male gonad development; proteolysis. Gene Ontology annotation, cellular component: external side of plasma membrane; plasma membrane; sperm head plasma membrane. The record is from RefSeq and is a predicted model, not a curated record.